Nasonia vitripennis (jewel wasp) is the source of this 1395-nucleotide messenger RNA. RefSeq names its product methyltransferase-like protein 5. Gene Ontology annotation, cellular component: SOSS complex; nucleus. The record is from RefSeq and is a predicted model, not a curated record. Gene Ontology annotation, molecular function: nucleic acid binding; rRNA (adenine-N6-)-methyltransferase activity. Gene Ontology annotation, biological process: DNA repair; rRNA methylation. Lineage: Eukaryota; Metazoa; Arthropoda; Insecta; Hymenoptera; Pteromalidae.
AAAAUAUAGAAUAGCGUGACGAUUUAAUAAUAAUUUAUUUCAUCUGUUGCGAUGAUCGUCGGACGCCGGCACUAAUAGAGCAGAAUUGAAUUGUCACCAUCAUUCAAGAAGCCAUCUGUGAGCGGCGGUAUCUACUUCGGGAAUGAAAUAAAAAUACCUAAAAUACCGACAGCUCAGGCCAUUUUGGAUCAUAUAAUGUUAGUGACAUCGUCUUACCCAGAGACUUGAAGUUUAAUAUUCAGAGACUCAGGAUUUUACUUUGUUAUUUGCAAUAAAACUUUUACGCCAAUCUUUUCUCAGACCUGUUGAUCUAUAUUUUUCAGUCGUGAAAUUUAUCAUUUAGUCGAUGGCAUUUCCACAGGCAAAUUCGCGGGAAUUGCAAAAUAGAAAGAUUCUGGAAGAACUCCAGUUGAAGAAACAGAUGCUCUUGAAACAAGGUGUUGUUCAAAGCUUGGGUCCGUCAAUAUCAUUGCCCGCAACUGUUUUAGCGCCAACUACUUCAGCAGCACAGCCAAGUGACGCUAACAGUAUAAAUUCUUCACAACGAGCAGCACUUGCUAAUGCACAAGCUGCAUCGUUUGGUUACUUUGUGACGCAAGAUUCUUCUUUUGGAAAUCUUAUACUACCAGUGCUUCCUCGAUUUGACAGCAACAAAUGAAUAUUCUAUCAAAAAAUGAUGAAAGUAAAAAAACUGGAAGAAGCGUUACAGCCUUUAAGUACUUUUAAAAAACCAAAUUUGUUAUUAGAGCAAUAUGCAACUAGUCCUCAUAUUGCAUCUCGAAUGCUGUAUGUUGCCCAAACCCAAUUUGAAGAUAUAGAAGAUUGUAAUGUGGCUGACUUAGGCACUGGCUGCGGCAUUUUAUCUAUCGGAGCAUUUCUUUUGGGAGCAGCUCAAGUGACUGGAUUUGAUAUUGACCUAAAUGCUUUAUCGAUAUGUGCAGAAAAUUGUGAAGAACUAGAGGCCCCUAUUGAAAUGAUUUGUUGCAACGUAAUUAAUUACUUACCAGGUAAAUAUGAAAAAUUUUUUGAUACUGUUAUCAUGAACCCACCAUUUGGAACAAAACACAACACGGGAAUCGAUAUUAAGUUUCUAGAAAUUGCAUCAAAAUUGACGAAAAAUGCAAUAUAUUCACUUCAUAAAACUUCUACAAGAGACCAUGUUCUUCGAAAAGGUGAACAGUUUGGUUUUAAUAGUGAAGUUGUGGCAGAACUGAGAUAUGAUUUACCUCAAACAUAUAAAUUCCACAAGAAAAAAUCUGUUGAUGUAGAAGUUGAUUUUAUAAGAUUUUCCGCAAAAAAAUAAUGUUACUGUUACAAUUUAUUUAAAACAUAUCGACAUCAAUAGCGAUAUACAUAUAUUUAACAAAUAAAACAUCACUAUUUUUUACCAUUUAA